Fonsecaea erecta is the source of this 453-nucleotide messenger RNA. RefSeq lists its product as hypothetical. The coding region runs from base 1 to 453 and encodes 150 amino acids. The record is from RefSeq and is a predicted model, not a curated record. The transcript has 4 exons. NCBI's taxonomy places the organism in Eukaryota, Fungi, Ascomycota, Eurotiomycetes, Chaetothyriales, Herpotrichiellaceae. Gene Ontology annotation, molecular function: carbon-sulfur lyase activity.
AUGUCCGACGCAAACAGCCCGACCAGUCCGACAGUAAAGCCAAAAUCCAAGUCCUAUGAAGGGUCGUGCCAUUGUGGCAGAGUUAGGUUCACCAUGAAGCUCUCACCUCCUGUCGAGGAUGGCCCGGUGACCAGCUGCAAUUGCUCAAUCUGUGCCAUUAAUGGAUAUCUGAUGGUCUACCCCUUGGAAUCCAACAUCACCUGGCUCAGUGGCUUCGAUGAACUGACCACUUACACCUUCGGCCCAGAGAGGAUUGCACAUUCCUUCUGCUCGACAUGUGGGACAAGCAUUGGCGGGAAGAGCACCGAUCCGAACUUCUUUGCCGACAAUCGGGCGUUGAAUGUGCGCACAUUGAAAGGCGUCGACGUCGACGCCCUGAAAUUGAGGAAAGUUGACGGGCGAAAUGUCCCGAUCAAAAUCCCGUCUGACGCACCUCGCAAAUUGUCCCGUUGA